This is a messenger RNA of Aspergillus steynii IBT 23096, 2337 nucleotides long. Its product is annotated as Zn(II)2Cys6 transcription factor. NCBI's taxonomy places the organism in Eukaryota, Fungi, Ascomycota, Eurotiomycetes, Eurotiales, Aspergillaceae. The transcript has 2 exons. The record is from RefSeq and is a predicted model, not a curated record. Bases 1 to 2292 code for a protein of 763 amino acids. Gene Ontology annotation, biological process: DNA-templated transcription. Gene Ontology annotation, molecular function: DNA-binding transcription factor activity, RNA polymerase II-specific; DNA binding; zinc ion binding. Gene Ontology annotation, cellular component: nucleus.
AUGGAAACAGCUUCGUCGCAGUAUACUGGCGGUCGUCCACAUAAGUCUCGCCGGAGUAGGCCAUGCGAUCUCUGCCGAGCACGAAAGGCUGCUUGUGUCAUCGCAACCAAACCUCCAUGUGAGUUGUGUCGCGUAAAAGGCCGACCGUGUACCUUUGUCAAUGGGCCUGGCUCUCGGCGCCGGCCACUCCCACCAUCUCAACCGUAUAGCGAUAAUGAGGCCGUCCAACCAGAAAGCGAGGACUGCGGAAUACAAAAUCCAACGGAUACAGGGUCCUUGUUGACGUUCUCAUUUCCGGAAUUCGGGCUUCCUGAGGGUUCUCAUACACAGCAACAGCCGUCCCUUUUUGACACAUCCAUGGAGGACUUCUUGAUUCCAUUCGAUUGCACCCAGCAUAUCCAACUCGGUGUUGAACACAGGAAUCAACCUGAAGCGCCUCGAGAAACUAGUGAGAUUAUCACUCACUGCCUCCCCGAGCAAUCUAUGCCACAUGUUCGAGCUACUGAUUCACCAGUGUCAACUUCACGUCAACCGAGUCUCGAUGAAGCAGCUCAUCGCUCAAAUACCAUAACUCUAGACCAGCAAACCGGCAAGUCAUAUCGUUUUGUGGGUCCGUUAGGGGAACUAGACUCACAUCUUAUUGCACGGCGGAGAUUCAACCAGGACCUCCAGUCUGUGUCUCCCUACACAUCCAUUUUGUAUCAGCAGACACGUCCUACUGGGGCAGGUGACUCAGUAUUCCAACCACCGCCUGUUUUCAUCGUUGGAGAAACAAGUCGACUGGAAAGUUCGGAACCAAAGCUGGACUGUGGUUCACUGAUUGAGCUUCGGCAAAAGUUCAAUAUUCUGGUCCGCCCUUCGUUUGCUCGGGAAUCAAUCCGAGUCUACUUCGAAUUUAUCCAUCCGUCAUUUCCUAUCAUCAGUCAAGAACAAAUUCCGUCCACCGAUGAGAAGGUUGAGAGCAUUCCACUUUCAUUUCUCGCCGCAAUCUGUGCAUCUAGCGUGUCUUUUCUUUUAUACGAUAACGCUUUGUCGCUAGAAGCCAGCGAGGCCCCGUCGGCAACACAACUGGUCCGUAUAUCCUGGACUGCUCUUCAGCUGGAAUUGCCCGACGUUAGACUAUGCACAGUGCAGACAUGUUUACUUAUUCUGCAAUGCCAGUCACGGGAGGAUUUCUUUGGCGAGACGCCUUUCAACUGGCAGCUCUGUGCGAUGAUGGUUUCCAACAGCCAAACGCUUGGUUUGAACCGUGAUCCCACGAACUGGAGUGCAAUCAAGCGGUGGGAAAGGAGAUUGCGGAAGCAUCUCUGGUGGGCAAUACUUGUUACCGAGACAUGGACAGCAUUCGGUCAGGGGAUGCCAACUCACAUAAACAUGGAGGACUGUGAUGUUCCUCUACCGAACCGAGGCGAAUUGAUUGAACACGUCACCGGCACCGACUCUGAGCGAAGGGAAAAAUUCACCGGCCAGUUUUAUCAUCUCAUAACCCUCACUAUGAUUGUGCGUGAUAUCAUGAGAACAUUCUAUACAGUACGUGCCAUGAACCAAAUGACGAUGGACCUGCGACUGGCCCUUAACCUGGUGCGUCCACUGAGAGAACGGCUGAUGAAAUGGAACCAAGACCUUCCUCAGUUUCUACGGGUCGGGGCCGAUGGCAACACAAACAGAGAGAUUCCACUCGGAGGAUGGGUCAUGAGCGGUCUUGUUAGCAGUGGCUCGUUACGAUUGGCUUAUCUCACUGCACAGGUGUCUCUAUUUCGAGUGUUGCUACGUCCUCUAGCCAUGGCUGGCAUUACGGCGCAGACACACCCGGAGCAACUUUCUCUUUGGGAGAAUGACGGGGCAGCUGCAGUCAUAGUGGGAGCUACGCAGUCGACGAGGGAGCUGGUCAGAUUUGUUGAAACACUGACCAAUGCUGAUUGGGAUAGUUUCUGGUAUAGCUGGUCCAGACACAACUUUGCGGUUUUAUCUACAUUUUUAAUGCACCUUCUGGUGUUGAUUCAACCAUUGCAGAGUAGUUCAGUGAGCGGUAACAUACUCCCUCAUGAGUCCCCUGAUCAUCCAGACAUCAGGAGACCAUCUACCGGCUCCUCCAGCGCUGGAGCCCCCUCGCCUAAUGCAAAUUAUACUUUCAUAAAAGAGUAUACCGAGCUCCAAGGACUUACCAGGCGAUGGAGAUGGGCAUUGCGACUUGCCGAGAGGGGUGCUGGCAGUCGCAAGGGGCUAAUCAGUGCAAGCCUCAAGCGGAUAGAGGCUUUGUUCAGAGAAUGGCAGACUACAGAGGAGGGAUAAAUGUGAAGGACUGUCCUCCGGUGGUACAAUUAAAUUGGCUUACGA